Eucalyptus grandis is the source of this 794-nucleotide messenger RNA. Its product is annotated as histone deacetylase 6. Gene Ontology annotation, molecular function: zinc ion binding. The record is from RefSeq and is a predicted model, not a curated record. The transcript is spliced from 4 exons. Bases 48 to 524 code for a protein of 158 amino acids. NCBI's taxonomy places the organism in Eukaryota, Viridiplantae, Streptophyta, Magnoliopsida, Myrtales, Myrtaceae.
UCCAGGUGUGGAGGGCUUGGAGAGAGAAAAGCUGCAGCUGGUCGCAAAUGGCGGACAAAGCUCCCGCUUCGUCUUCCUUCGCCGUUUCGGAACGCCCGACCGAAGAAGGCGAGGACGAGCUGCUGUAUGGCGCCGGGUCCGGGUGGGUCGAAGCUCGAACGUGGUGCGAUCACUUGGCCUCCCUGUGCUCCGAUCUCGUUCACAUUCCGACCCCCGACACGCCCUGCAACAGGUGUCACCACCCAAGCGAGAACUGGUUAUGCCUGUGUUGCAAGGAAGUGCUCUGCAGCCGAUUCGUGAACAAGCAUAUGCUCCAGCACUAUCAGCAAACAAGUGACUGCCUCGCGCUCAGCUUCAGUGAUCUAUCGGUGUGGUGCUUCUCCUGCGAUUCAUAUAUAGACGCGCAAGUGCUUCCGCAGUUGCGGCCCGUUUAUGAAACUGCAUAUAUCUUGAAAUUUGGAGAGCCCCCACCAGUUCGGAAUGUUGAACUCCAGACUGUUGCAGCUUCCUCAACAGGCAACUGAUUUUGACCAAGUAAUGCGUUUCAGCUUUGCUCAUUAAGGAGAUGGAGGUUGCGGGCUUUAGACAAAUGUGAGAAUCCAAGAUAGGUGAUUUGCCAUCAUGUUAAGGAAAUAUUUUGACCAAAUAUUUCUCCGAUGAUUUUUGGCGUUUUACCAUUCUAGAGAUUGCGAACGCAGUUUCUUGUACCUUGGAUCACAAUUUACUUGUUCUAGUGAAGAAUCCAUAGUUCCUUUGUAGAGUCGCUGACUUGAAAUUGGACAAGUAUUAUCAUC